Messenger RNA from Sclerotinia sclerotiorum 1980 UF-70, 156 nucleotides. RefSeq lists its product with no specific name. The record is from RefSeq and is a predicted model, not a curated record. The coding region runs from base 1 to 156 and encodes 51 amino acids. The transcript is spliced from 3 exons. NCBI's taxonomy places the organism in Eukaryota, Fungi, Ascomycota, Leotiomycetes, Helotiales, Sclerotiniaceae.
AUGAUUGAUGAUCUAGGGGACAUCGACAACCUGCCAUAUAUAAUAGAGAUUCUAAUGAUAAUCGAUUUCAAGAGCUCUGAGUUCAAUGUCAAAGCACUGAAUGGUUUCAAGAGCGCAAUAUUCUACGAUAGCGAAAGACAAAAUGUUUGCAGAUGA